Messenger RNA from Hyalella azteca, 1264 nucleotides. RefSeq lists its product as uncharacterized. Lineage: Eukaryota; Metazoa; Arthropoda; Malacostraca; Amphipoda; Hyalellidae. The coding region runs from base 139 to 1092 and encodes 317 amino acids. The record is from RefSeq and is a predicted model, not a curated record. The transcript has 6 exons.
UUGAUGUCAACCAUUUUGAAGUUAAACCAUUACUUAUUCUGGCGCAUUAAUAGAAGUGAUUCGUGCUCUCGAAAAGGAGUCAACUAAAUAUUUAGGAGAAUUCAUAAUUUCACAGAGAUAUCUUUAAAUUUUUUUUAAAUGUAUAAAGCUAUCCCUGUAGCUCACGUACGGUCCUAUGGCCUGAAGUUUCUUCUCGUCAUCGCUGUUGUCUUGCUAGUGCUUUCAGCAUUGAUGUUCCAACACCGUUAUUCAGAACCCGCUGCUGAUGUUCGACAAGAGCACCUCAGCUUGCAAGAAAAUCAGUUAGUUAAUCCCGCAUCAUUACAGACCUUGCAAAAUAAGAUUGACAUCCUGGAACGGCGCCUGGCUCGCAUGUCGCACGCCAUCGAGAAGCUUUGGUGCACCACGCAGGACGUGAUGAGCAACGGCGGAUUCUGCGUCACGGCCGAGAGAAUCUACACGGGCGGCAACAAGAACUUUUUCGCAGAGUUUUGCUACUUCGUGGAGGAGUUGGUGGGCAACGCCUCGGUGGCGGACUUCGGCGCGGGGCUCGGCAAGUACGGCAUGUGCUUGCUGCGUAAGAACCAAACAGAUUUCCGUCUCGACGAAAAACAAAAGAAGCAAUACAACGAUGACAUGAAAAAAGCUAUGAAAAACCUCAAACACAAGCCACAAAUAAUAUAUUCAUGGCAUGGUUUUGACGGGGGCUUCGCCAUCGAGGAGGUGAGCGGCGGCUUCAUCGCGCACGCCGACCUCAGCGAGGAGGGCCUCUGGCUCGGCAGGAAGUGGGACUGGGUGAUGAGCGUCGAGGUUGGGGAGCACAUCGAUCCUAAACAUGAAGGCCAUUUCCUCGAUAACCUCGUGCGGCAUGCAUGUGCAGGGAUCUUGCUGACAUGGGCAGUGGAGGGCCAGCGCGGCCAUUUUCAUGUCAACAACCACAACAACGACUACAUCAAGCAGAAGAUGCUGGACCGAGGCUUCGUCUCGGACGAAGAGGCGGAGAAGCGUCUGAGGGCUCGUUCAAUAGGUUAUUUGGCCAACACGUCCAUGGUCUUCCGGCGCAAGAACCCCACGUCCUGCUUGACGGAAUGAAAAUUUUGAGAAAUAGAAUCAACCGAAUGUUGUGAGAAUUCUAAUAAAGAAAUGUUCAUUUUGAAUAGAUCAUAGUCUUGAUGUCUUGAUAUGCCUAGCACCUUAAGAGCCUUGCAAUGCAAUGAGUCCAGCAGCUAUCUCGAACAAUAAAUCCGUUGGUUAUGGAAAGAUC